CAAAUGCACCAAAGCCGAGGUGUCAGUUUCACUUUGGGUACCCAUUCCCGUCUCGAGCACUAUCCGGCGAGGCGGUGGCUCGUAAGACAGUGGGUGGCUACCUGUAGGUGGGUGGUAUAAGUAUAUGAGCCUGCGCAGAGCGCACUGCCCGAGUGAUCGGGUCCUUACACCAAGCUUGAGUGAUUCCAAAAAGUCGUUAUUAGGAUAACCUUGAUAUCCCAAACCUUCAUUCGUGCUCACAAGAAAAUGGCAUCCAACAACACCCAGCAAUACCUCGCCACGCCCGCCCUCACAAGACCAGGAGCCGCCCGAACUGACACCAGCUCAUCCAUCAUGACUGUCAGCUCGUUGUGCACGACACCGAUUGACGAAAUGCGCAACUUCGGCGACAGCUGGUUUGAGAGGCAAGCCACCUCGACCGUCGAGUACUUCCAGCAAAAAGAGCUCAAGAAGGCGUCACAACAGUCGCAGUCGCAGUCGCACUCGGCUUGCAAGGGCCACGGCGAAGCAUGGUUCGAGAACUUUGCGGAGCAGUAUGAGCAAUACCUGGCCAAGAGGUCUUGAUUGAGCAGCCAUUCAAGAUCGGGCGCAAGAGAUACAAAAUUAUGUCUUUUACUUUUUGGAUACGACGCGGCGGGAAAAGGGUUUGCGGCAGUACAGUACACAUUUUGAACAACAGUCAAGCAUCAAGAAUGCAUUAAUGGAGUGCGACAAACGAGCGGUGGUGAACACGGGCAUUUGCAUACACUACCUGAAGGAGUCGCCAGCAUUUGCAUUUUACCCGUGGUUUCGGACGAGGCGUUGUGCAAACAUAUUGAAGUCGAUGUGAUUUUACUUGUGGGGAUGCCCUUCCGGAUAUCGCUACAUGGGUCUGAGGGUUUGUUCAUUGCAUUGCAUUGUAUAGCAGCGCCGGGCUGUUUCGCUCGAGGAUGAAGAGAAGAUCUGGUUCUCACCUAAUGAAUAAUAAAUAUGAC
Messenger RNA from Exophiala xenobiotica, 974 nucleotides. RefSeq lists its product as uncharacterized. Bases 247 to 564 code for a protein of 105 amino acids. The record is from RefSeq and is a predicted model, not a curated record. NCBI's taxonomy places the organism in Eukaryota, Fungi, Ascomycota, Eurotiomycetes, Chaetothyriales, Herpotrichiellaceae. The transcript has a single exon.